AUAAAAUGUCAAACCACUCCAACAAAAUCAAACUAGCUACACAGUUAUAAAAAAAAAGUAUAAGCUUCACAAUUUUCAAGCUUCUUCUCCUCUGUUCUUUAACAAAUCCAAGAAUAAGAAAUAUAAAACAAUGAGGCAAUUUCCAAGCAUAAGAGGAAACAUAAAUGAGAAGAUGAUGACAACAAUGGUGGAGUCUCAGACACGGUCUCCGUGGCGUACACCGGUUCCUUACCUAUUCGGUGGUUUAGCCGCCAUGCUUGGACUCAUAGCCUUUGCUCUCUUGUUGCUCGCCUGCUCCUACUGGAGGCUCUCGCGGCAGACAGAAGAUGAAGAGAAACAGACGGAGUCCGGUGAGAAAGUGGUGGCUAAGGCUUUUGAGGAGAAGAUUCUUGUGAUCAUGGCUGGACAAAACAACCCUACCUUCUUAGCCACUCCGGUCGCGGCCAAGAUUUGCCUGGAUUGUGUUAAUAUGGAGAAGAAAGAAGGACAAAAUGGGGAAUCUAAAGUAACAGAAGAAAACCACUGACUACUGAGCUCUGUUCUCAAGAGUGUACUUUUUUGGAUUCUCUGUUUUUGUCGGUUUGUUUUUUGUUUGUUGGGGAAGUAGUUUUCCUCUGUUUUUGUCGACCUUGAGAUUGUAAAUUUUCAUUAGAGUAGUAAAUGUGAACAAAAAAGUUGAGAAAUUUCGGGUUUCUAUGUAUAAAUGUUGGUAUAUGAAUAUAUUUUGCUAAAUUAAAGGUAUCAAUGUGUCAUUGUUUUGAUC
This is a messenger RNA of Arabidopsis thaliana (thale cress), 763 nucleotides long. It is a transcript of the gene GDU5, whose product is annotated as glutamine dumper 5. The record is from RefSeq and is marked reviewed. The coding region runs from base 131 to 526 and encodes 131 amino acids. Lineage: Eukaryota; Viridiplantae; Streptophyta; Magnoliopsida; Brassicales; Brassicaceae. The transcript has a single exon. Gene Ontology annotation, cellular component: membrane. Gene Ontology annotation, biological process: regulation of amino acid export.